GGGGUGCCCGACGCAGACGCAGAGAUCAGCUUGACCCGGAGGAGAAGUGAAUCGGCCAUUUUGGGCAGAAGGGGGCUUUCAGUCACCACGUGAGAUAGGAGAGCCCGAAAGGGAGCGAUCGAGCCAGAGCGAAGACUCGGAGAACAAGGGGAGAGAGAGGGAGAGAGAGACUUACAUAGUGGUAAUUCACAUGUGCUGAGCUAAAGGAAAUAUUGUGACCCGAACAAUGCCGACAGUCACUUUGCCGCCUAAGGAGAACGCUCUCUUUAAGAGGAUUUUGAGAUGCUACGAACACAAGCAGUACAGAAAUGGGCUGAAAUUCUGCAAACAGAUCCUCUCCAACCCCAAGUUUGCCGAGCAUGGAGAAACGCUGGCCAUGAAGGGGCUGACCCUGAACUGCCUGGGGAAGAAGGAGGAGGCCUAUGACCUGGUCCGGCGAGGCCUUCGCAACGACCUCAAGAGUCACGUCUGCUGGCACGUCUACGGCCUGCUGCAGAGGUCGGACAAGAAGUACGACGAGGCCAUCAAAUGCUACAGAAACGCACUGAAGUGGGACAAAGACAAUCUGCAGAUCCUGAGAGACCUCUCCCUCCUACAGAUCCAGAUGCGGGACCUAGAGGGGUACAGGGAGACUCGUUACCAGCUGCUGCAGCUGAGGCCGGCCCAGAGAGCCUCGUGGAUCGGCUACGCAAUAGCAUACCACCUCCUGGAGGACUACGAGAUGGCUGCAAAGAUCAUAGAAGAGUUCAGGAAAACGCAGCAGACUUCUCCAGACAAAGUGGACUAUGAGUACAGCGAGCUGCUGCUCUACCAGAACCAGGUUCUCAGAGAAGCCGGCCUUUACAAAGAAGCGCUGGAGCACCUCAUCACUUACGAGAAGCAGAUCUGCGACAAGCUGGCGGUGGAGGAGACACGAGGGGAGCUGUUCCUGAAGCUGGAGCGUUUGGACGAGGCCACAGAGGUGUACCACCGCCUGCAGGAGCGCAACCCGGAGAACUGGUCCUACUACCACGGCCUGGAAAACGCCCUCAAGCCCGCCAGCGUGGAGGAAAGGCAGACGAUCUACGAGGAGGCGUGGGUCCAGUAUCCCAAAGGCCUGGUCCCCCGUCGGCUUCCCCUCAACUUCCUGUCAGGUGAAAAAUUCCGCGAGUGUCUGGAUAAGUAUUUAAGAAUGAACUUCAGCAAAGGCUGCCCGCCCGUCUUCACCACGCUCAAGUCCCUGUACCACGACAAGGAGAAGGUGUCCAUAAUCGAAGAGUUAGUAGUGGGCUAUGAAACGUCUUUAAACGUCUGCCGAAUGUUCAAUCAAAACGACGACGGGAAGGAGGAGCCGCCCACCACGCUGCUCUGGGUGCAGUACUUCCUGGCGCAGCACUACGACCAGAUCGGGCAGCAGACGCUGGCGCUGGAGUACAUCAACACCGCCAUCGAGAGCACGCCCACCCUCAUCGAGCUCUUCCUCAUCAAAGCCAAAAUAUACAAGCACGCGGGGAACAUCAAAGAGGCGGCGCGGUGGAUGGACGAGGCCCAGGCGCUGGACACGGCCGACCGCUUCAUCAACUCCAAGUGCGCCAAGUACAUGCUGAAGGCGGGCAUGGUGAAGGAGGCCGAGGACAUGUGCUCCAAGUUCACCCGGGAGGGGGCGUCGGCGGUGGAGAACCUGAAUGAGAUGCAGUGCAUGUGGUUCCAGACGGAGUGCGCGCUGGCGUACAAGUCCAUGAACAAGUACGGGGACGCGCUGAAGAAGUGCCACGAGAUCGAGAGGCAUUUUGUGGAGAUCACGGACGACCAGUUUGACUUCCACACAUACUGCAUGAGGAAGAUGACGCUGCGCUCCUACGUGGACCUGCUCAAGCUGGAGGACGUGCUGCGCAUGCACCCCUUCUACUACAAGGCGUCCCGGACCGCCAUCGAGAUCUACCUCGCUCUCCACGACAACCCGCUGACCAAUGAGAACAAGGAGCUGGAGGCCGACACGGCGAACCUCUCGGACAAAGAGCUGAAGAAGCUGAGGAACAAGCAGAGGCGAGCGCAGAAGAAGGCCCAGCUGGAGGAGGAGAAGAAGAACGCCGAGAAGGAGAAGCAGCUGAAGAACCAGAAGAAGAAGAAGGAGGACGACGACGAGGAGAUCGGCGGGCCCAAGGAAGAGCUCGUCCCCGAGAAACUCGCCAAGGUAGAAAAUCCACUGGAAGAAGCCGUCAAGUUCUUGACUCCCUUGAAAAACCUCGUGAAAAACAAGAUAGACACUCAUCUCCUGGCAUUUGAGAUCUACUUUAGAAAAGAGAAGUUCCUGCUGAUGUUGCAGUCGGUGAAGAGGGCUUUCUCCAUCGACCCAGACCACCCCUGGCUCCACCAGUGUCUAGUGCGCUUCUUCAAAGGAGUGUCGGAGAGCAAGGACCUCCCGGAGGCCGUGCGCACCGUUCUGAAGCAGGAGAUCUCCCGCCUCUUCGGCGAGAGCGACGCCAAGAGCUUCAACGAGGUCUUCCUCAGCAAGCACUCCGACUCCAUCCCUCACAGAGUUGCAGCUGCCAGAAUGAUGUUCUACCUGGACCCCAGCACGGAGAAGAAGGCCAUGGAGCUCGCCACCUCACUGGACGAGUCCCUCAACAACAGGAGCAUUCAGAUCUGCACGGAAGUGUUGGCGAGCCUGCGUGACGGCGCCCUUGGCGACGGGCAGCCGAUGGUGGAGGCGUACCGCGCAGAGUGUCAGAAGCUCUUCCCCUACACGCUGGCCUUCAUGCCCCCCGGCCACGAGGAGAACAUGAAGAUCACCGUCAACGGCGACGCGUCCGGCGAGCCCGAGGAGCUGGCCAAUGACAUGUGAGGGAGCCGGGGCGGGGGAGGAGGGGAGAGCAGCAGCGAGAGACUCGCCGAGCCCGCCGCCGGGGCUCUCCCUGGCGCCCCCUGCUGGUCUCCUGAGGUCCGGACUGAAUAACGAUGGCAUUGUAUUUGAGAAGAGAGAGAUGGUUUAAAAAAAAAAAAAAGAGAGAAGAGAAUAAAAAUGGCCAUUUUACGUUUUUUAAUCUUGCUGAUGACUACUCUCUAACUGAAAAUAAACAGUAAACACUCAAAAAAAAAAGAAAAACAAAAAGAGGGCAAGUCUCUGGAGACUGAACGAACAGCAGCGGGUAGCUCUGGAGGAGGCGCAGUAGCAGAGCAGUUAAGUGUAAACCACGUUCUCUCUACUUCCCGUGUUUUUAAAAGUAAUUUAUAAAAAAUAAAAAUAUGAAAGUGAUAAAUAGAGGCGAGGACACACCGCGGGAGGGUGGGGUGUGGGGGAGGGUUUGGUGUGUGCCAAAAACCACUCCUUGAAAGAAAAAAAAAAACGUUAAAAAAAGAGAAGGGGAUUGUGGGAAGGAGGAGGUCCCUGCAGUUUGGCGCUUGGUUCGAACCCUGAGCACAAGGAGAGGAGCGCGGUGGCGGGGGGGGGGGGGGGGGGGGGGUUGUGGUCCAGUCUGUCGGCCUGCUGUUCCAAUGGCAGAGCCCGACACACGGUUAACGGGAGCCAAGAAAGACUUCCCCUCCCCCCCUCUGAGGUAGGGGUCAAGAAAGACGCAGUAUGAAUGGCAAAUGCUGUUUGCUUUUUUUUUUUUUCUCUUUCUCCUGAUGGGUUGCCAUGUAAAAAUUGAAUUUGGUGAUGUACAAAGCAGUAUCUUUCUGGAAAAAAAAAAACAGUUAUUCCUCCCCAACACCGGUAUGGCUGUACAUUACAGUUUCCUUUUCUCUGUCUUAACUUGAAUGAGAGAAGUGUUUUUGUUUUUAGUUUUUUUUUGUUUUGUUUUUGGUUUGUUUAUUUGUUUGGGAAAUGUUAAUAGUCCAGACAUGAUAUAUAACAGUUUCUAAAAAUAAAGCAGGCAUUUGUCAGUCA
This is a messenger RNA of Anguilla rostrata (American eel), 3868 nucleotides long. It is a transcript of the gene naa15b, whose product is annotated as N-alpha-acetyltransferase 15, NatA auxiliary subunit b. The record is from RefSeq and is a predicted model, not a curated record. NCBI's taxonomy places the organism in Eukaryota, Metazoa, Chordata, Actinopteri, Anguilliformes, Anguillidae. The transcript has 20 exons. The coding region runs from base 227 to 2824 and encodes 865 amino acids. Gene Ontology annotation, biological process: N-terminal peptidyl-methionine acetylation. Gene Ontology annotation, molecular function: protein binding. Gene Ontology annotation, cellular component: NatA complex; cytoplasm.